GGAGAUGUGGACCAGGUGCGGAUGACCUCAGAAGGCUCAGACUGCCGCUGCAAGUGCAUCAUGCGGCCCCUGAGCAAGGAUGCGUGCAGCCGGGUGCGGAGCGGGCGAGCGCGGGUCGAAGACUUCUAUACAGUGGAGACAGUGAGCUCUGGCUCUGACUGCCGCUGCUCCUGCACGGCGCCGCCCUCCUCACUCAACCCCUGUGAGAAUGAGUGGAAGAUGGAGAAGCUCAAGAAGCAGGCACCUGAGCUCCUUAAGCUGCAGUCAAUGGUAGAUCUCCUGGAAGGCACCCUGUACAGCAUGGACCUGAUGAAAGUGCAUGCCUACAUCCACAAGGUGGCCUCCCAGAUGAACACGCUGGAAGAGAGCAUCAAGACCAACCUGAGCCGGGAGAGCGAUGUGAUGAGGGAGAGUAUGCGCCAUCUCAGCGACCAGCUGAAGCACUAUGAGAACCACUCGGCCAUCAUGAUGAGCAUCAAGAAGGAGCUCUCCAGCCUGGGCCUCCAGCUGCUGCAGAAGGACCAAGCCACUGUCCCUGGAGCUGCCCCAGACACAGCUCUUAAUAGCAAGGCUCAGGACACAGGUGGAGGGAAAGGCAAGGACACCAGCAAAUAUGGCAGCGUGCAGAAGAGCUUUGUAGACAGAAGUCUCCCAAAACCUCCUAAGGAGAAGCUGCUGAAGACAGAAAAGCUAAGGAAGGAGAGUGUCAAGGGCCGAUUCGCCCAGCCCACAGCCAAGCCCCGGGCUCUGGCCCAGCAGCAGGCUGUGAUCCGUGGAAUCACCUAUUACAAGGCAGGCAGACCGGAGGUGAACGAAGCUGUGGCUGACAAUGCCCUCAAAAGUACUUCCUGGCUGGAGCAGCUGCCACCCAAGGUAGAGGGCAGGCCACCUGAGCCCAACUCCGCGAAGCAGGAUGAGGCUGGACCAACGGCCUCAGAGGGAACAGACCUGACCCCCAGCACCCCCACCUCAGAGCCCACCACCACUACCCAGACUCCCACCACCAGUUCCCUGCCCACCGUGCUGCCUUCACGCCCAGAAGUCUCAAGCCAAGGCAGAGAGGCAAGUUGUGAAGGCACUCUCCGGGCUGUGGACCCCCCUGUGAGGCAUCACAGUUAUGGGCGCCAUGAGGGUGCCUGGAUGAAGGACCCCACAGCUCAGAACGACAGGAUCUACGUCACCAACUACUACUAUGGAAACAACCUAGUGGAGUUCCGUAACCUGGAAAACUUCAAGCAAGGCCGCUGGAGCAACAUGUACAAGCUGCCGUACAAUUGGAUCGGCACGGGCCACGUGGUGUACCAGGGCGCCUUCUACUACAACCGGGCCUUCACCAAGAACAUUAUUAAAUACGACCUGCGCCAGCGCUUCGUGGCCUCCUGGGCGCUUCUACCGGACGUGGUGUACGAGGACACCACGCCUUGGAAGUGGCGCGGCCACUCGGACAUAGACUUUGCCGUGGACGAGAGUGGGCUGUGGGUCAUCUACCCCACGGUGGACGACCGCGACGAGGCCCAGCCCGAGGUGAUAGUGCUGAGCCGCCUGGACCCCGGAGACCUUUCUGUGCACCGUGAGACCACGUGGAAGACGCGGCUGCGGCGCAACUCCUACGGGAACUGCUUCCUGGUUUGCGGCAUCCUGUACGCAGUGGACACUUACAACCAGCAGGAGGGCCAGAUCGCCUACGCCUUCGACACGCACACGGGCACUGACGCCCGCCCGCAGCUGCCCUUCAUCAAUGAGCACGCCUACACCACCCAGAUCGACUACAACCCCAAGGAGCGGGUGCUGUAUGCCUGGGACAAUGGCCACCAGCUCACCUACACCCUCCACUUCGUGCUCUGA
This is a messenger RNA of Elephantulus edwardii (Cape elephant shrew), 1845 nucleotides long. RefSeq names its product olfactomedin-like 2A (gene OLFML2A). Bases 22 to 1845 code for a protein of 607 amino acids. The transcript has 7 exons. Lineage: Eukaryota; Metazoa; Chordata; Mammalia; Macroscelidea; Macroscelididae. The record is from RefSeq and is a predicted model, not a curated record. Gene Ontology annotation, biological process: signal transduction.